AUGUUAAAUAAUUUUAUAAGUUGCAAAGUCAAAUCACAAACAAACAAACAACGACAAUCGAAAUAGAAAAUUAAUUUACCUUUUUGUUUAUUUUUAAGAUGGCAAUAUGAAUAACAGCUUAACAUAAGUUGGUUUUAGUAAUCUUUGAAGACCAACCAACUUCUGACUUUUAGUUUAGAUAUAUUUCGAAAAAUACAAAUCAUGCUAGAUUUGAUAGCAAAAGAACUUUUAGUAAUUUAAUUUUCAAAUAAAAAAAAUCCUUCUGAAAAAACAGUUUUAUACAAUUAAUAUUAUCUCUAAAGCAUUCAUCUCUAUAUACUAUAGAAAAUAAAAAUAUCACUUCUUGUUAAAGAUUAUGUUUGUGGUUCAAUUUUAAACCUAUUCCUAAGAUUCAAUAACCUACAUAAAUUCUGUUUAACUCAAUUAAAGCUGUUUAAUUAGCAAAUUUAAUUUGAACUAAUGUAUCUUACUGAUUAAAUGAUUGAAGCAUUUACUUCUACUUUUAAUUAAGAAUAUAAACCUAUCAAAAAUAAAAUACAACAACAAAAUUUAUAAGACAUACUCAAAUUGGAAAUCUAGUAGGAUAAUCACACAAUCAUCAUGCGCAAAAAUUACAGCACCUGUACUUAAGAAUUAAGUUAUGCUCAACUAUUUAAAAUAUCAAAGUAAGUUUAAAUAAAAAAUAAUGUUAAAUUAGUUUUUAACAAUCUAUAAUGA
Messenger RNA from Tetrahymena thermophila SB210, 717 nucleotides. RefSeq lists its product as hypothetical. NCBI's taxonomy places the organism in Eukaryota, Ciliophora, Oligohymenophorea, Hymenostomatida, Tetrahymenidae. The record is from RefSeq and is a predicted model, not a curated record. The transcript is spliced from 2 exons.